This is a messenger RNA of Fukomys damarensis (Damara mole-rat), 2487 nucleotides long. RefSeq names its product phosphodiesterase 1A (gene Pde1a). The record is from RefSeq and is a predicted model, not a curated record. Gene Ontology annotation, molecular function: 3',5'-cyclic-nucleotide phosphodiesterase activity. Gene Ontology annotation, biological process: signal transduction. Bases 321 to 2030 code for a protein of 569 amino acids. NCBI's taxonomy places the organism in Eukaryota, Metazoa, Chordata, Mammalia, Rodentia, Bathyergidae. The transcript has 16 exons.
AACCUGUGGAGAGCGGUGGUCUGUCUUCUGUGUGGCUCCGUGUUUUCUCUUUGUUGUCAUUAAUAUCUGUGGCAUUUAUUGUUCAAGCAUAACAUAUAUUUCAGUGUUGUUUUCAGAUCAACGAAGAGACAGAAACACUUGGCAUUUAAACUGGCGCUGUUUUCUCAGGGUGGUGCUGCUGGUACCGGUUCCCAUCAUCUCUCUCCUCAUUAGACCUUCCCUCCUUUCGCUGGUAGAGAGGAAUUCAGCCUCUUCUGGAGCGCGAAAGAGCUCGUAAACUGUGGGGCUCUGAUGUGCUCCGGUGCACAGAGCAGGCACAGAUGCGCGGCUGCGGGAGAGGGACAGCAGCAGCUCACACGUGCGGACUGCUCCCUCCCGCGAGGAGCGUCACCAUGGAGUCCACUGCUACAGAAAUCGAAGACCUGGAAAACACCCCUUAUAAGUUUCUCAUAGGAGAACAGACUGAAAAAAUGUGGCAGCGCCUGAAAGGAAUACUAAGAUGCUUAGUGAAGCAGCUUGAAAAAGGUGAUGUCAAUGUCGUAGACUUAAAGAAGAAUAUUGAAUAUGCAGCAUCAGUGUUGGAAGCGGUUUAUAUCGACGAAACAAGAAGAUUGCUGGACACCGAAGAUGAGCUCAGUGACAUUCAGACUGACUCAGUCCCAUCAGAAGUCCGGGACUGGCUGGCUUCUACCUUUACACGGAAAAUGGGGAUGACAAAAAAGAAGCCAGAGGAGAAACCUAAAUUUCGAAGCAUUGUGCAUGCCGUCCAAGCUGGAAUUUUUGUGGAAAGGAUGUACAGGAAAAGCUAUCACAUGGUUGGUUUGGCAUAUCCAGCAGCUGUCAUAGUAACAUUAAAGGAUGUUGAUAAAUGGUCUUUUGAUGUAUUUGCCCUAAAUGAAGCAAGUGGAGAACACAGCCUGAAGUUUAUGAUUUAUGAACUGUUUACCAGAUAUGAUCUUAUGAACCGCUUCAAGAUUCCUGUUUCUUGCCUAAUAGCCUUUGCAGAAGCUUUAGAAGUUGGUUACAGCAAGUACAAGAAUCCGUAUCACAAUUUGAUUCAUGCAGCUGAUGUCACCCAAACUGUGCAUUACAUAAUGCUCCACACAGGUAUCAUGCACUGGCUCACUGAACUGGAAAUUUUAGCAAUGGUCUUUGCUGCUGCCAUUCAUGAUUAUGAGCAUACAGGGACCACAAACAACUUUCAUAUUCAGACAAGAUCAGAUGUUGCCAUUUUGUACAACGAUCGCUCUGUCCUUGAGAAUCAUCACGUGAGUGCGGCUUAUCGCCUUAUGCAAGAAGAAGAGAUGAAUAUCUUGAUAAAUUUAUCCAAAGAUGACUGGAGGGAUCUUCGGAACUUAGUGAUUGAAAUGGUAUUAUCUACAGAUAUGUCCGGACACUUUCAGCAGAUUAAAAAUAUAAGGAACAGUUUGCAGCAGCCUGAAGGGCUUGACAGAGCCAAGACCAUGUCUCUGAUCCUCCAUGCGGCAGACAUCAGCCACCCAGCCAAGUCCUGGAAGCUGCAUUACAGGUGGACCACGGCCCUCAUGGAGGAGUUUUUCCUACAGGGAGAUAAAGAAGCGGAACUGGGCCUUCCAUUUUCCCCACUCUGUGAUCGGAAGUCGACGAUGGUGGCCCAGUCACAAAUAGGUUUCAUUGAUUUCAUAGUAGAGCCAACAUUUUCUCUUCUGACAGACUCCACAGAGAAAAUUGUUAUUCCUCUUAUAGAGGAAGCCUCAAAAGCUGAGAGUCCUAACUAUGGAGCAAGCAGCUCAGCCACCCUUGUGGGGCUGCACAUCGCCGAUUCCGCGAGACGAUCGAAUAUGAGGGGCUGUGUGAGCGACGGCAGCUGCUCCCCGGACUACUCGCUGGCCGCCGUGGACCUGGAGAGCUUCAAGAACAACCUGAUGGGCAUCAUUCAGCAGAACAAGGAGCGCUGGAAGGAGCUGGCUGUGCAAGGUGAACCUGAUCUUCAUAAGAACUCAGAAGACUUAGCAAACACUGAAGAAAAACAUGUUGACACACAUCUGUAGGACUGAAACAUCUUAAAGGCUUCUGUCAUUUUACAAAGGAGAGGAUGAUGAAAACGUCUCUAACAAACAUCCUAAGUCCUCAGUUUUCCACAAAGCUAUACUCUACUUCAGCCUAGUGUUGGAUCAGGCAUUUUAAUGAACUCCUGUAGGAGGAAUAAGAAUAACACACAUUUUAACCUAGUAACUGGCCAAGUAAGUACCUUGAAGUUUCUAUGGGAGCUUUUGGCCAGUGCUUCUGCCAUUGUUUUUUCUUCACAAUUUGGCCUUCUUCCAUCAAGCUAGAGAAAUUUUUAAUACAAAAGUGGAUAGUUUUAAAUUUGCGACACUUGUAACCCUGCCACGUGCCUGUACAAUACACGUGCAGAAGAUGAAGCAUUUUAACUGUACUUUCUUGCAUUGUCUGAGAGAGUGCUCUAACUGCAAAUCUUUAAAGGUCUUGAAGGAUACAAAAAUGAAG